Messenger RNA from Tetrahymena thermophila SB210, 1071 nucleotides. RefSeq lists its product as hypothetical. Lineage: Eukaryota; Ciliophora; Oligohymenophorea; Hymenostomatida; Tetrahymenidae. Gene Ontology annotation, molecular function: oxidoreductase activity. The transcript is spliced from 2 exons. The record is from RefSeq and is a predicted model, not a curated record.
AUGUCUUAAGAAGUUUACGAAACUACUGUAAAAUUGAUAAAAGAUUAGCUGAAUCUAUUACCAAGAUAUUGCAAUCAAUAAAAUCUAUGUGGACUAUCAAUUCAUCAUCCCAUGAUGAUGUACAGCUUAUACUAUAUUGGUGCAUCUAAAGAAAGAAUUAUAGAAGCAAGUGAGAGUUAUUUAAAUUAUAUGACUAAAAAAGUAACAAGAGAAGUAGCUCAUUUUCCUUAAAAUGUGAUCGAUUAACAAAAUUAUAAAAAUUAUCUUGGCAAAGAAGAAUAAUUUUACAAUUUUUUAGAUUUCUUUGAGUAAGAAUAAAACAGAUUCGAAAACAGUUAACAGUUUCUUAAAUAUUAUUUAAACCAAAUGCCUUCUUUUCUCUAUAGUGAAGCCUUUCAUUGUAUUAUUAAGUUAGGUUUCUUUUUAGAAAUGAAUCUAACUGAUGCAUAUCCUUAAAUCCUUGCUUAUAUAGCUAUUUGCAAUUUUGAAUUAAUGAGUGUUGAUGAACAAAAACCUGCCCUGUCAGUUUCAUAAAUAAUAGAAAAAAUUCUAGAUAAAAGAGAGCAUUUUGAAUAAGUUAAUCUAUCAGGAAUAAUUGUUGAUAGAAUGAAAAUUAUAGAUUCAGACUAAGUAUUUAGGGAUAUCUUAUCUCAUCCUAUUUUAUAUGAGGGAGAAAAAACUCAAAAGGAAUUGGUAGAUUUUUUAAUUAAGAUAUAUUGGCAAACAAGUAACUUUACUAUAAUGCAUGGAUUCAACAGCUUUUUAUCUUUUUAGAAAGUCCUUAAUUUGAUGAAUGAUGAAAAAUAAGCCUUUUAAUCUUAUUUUAUAGGCUUAAUGAGUGCAUUUAUAACUACUUUUAAAUUAUUUGAUUACUCAAAUAUUAACAAAUAAAUUAAUAAUAUACAAAUUUAAGAAAAUCUCCCUUCAUAUGAAGAAAUAUUUAAAAAGGUUGCUUUGUCUAAUGAUGACCAUGAUGCUAAAACUGUUUACGCCUUGCAUUAAUAACAAUUAAAAGAUCCUAAUAAUAAACUAUUUUAACAAAAAGCAGCUUAAAUUGCUAAAUUAAUUUGA